This is a messenger RNA of Abrus precatorius (Indian licorice), 1758 nucleotides long. Its product is annotated as protein trichome birefringence-like 2. Gene Ontology annotation, cellular component: Golgi apparatus. NCBI's taxonomy places the organism in Eukaryota, Viridiplantae, Streptophyta, Magnoliopsida, Fabales, Fabaceae. The transcript has 5 exons. The record is from RefSeq and is a predicted model, not a curated record. Bases 92 to 1705 code for a protein of 537 amino acids. Gene Ontology annotation, molecular function: O-acetyltransferase activity.
GAACUGUGAACCCCGAAACACGUUGUUGCUUCAUCUAAACGGUUACUAUCGUGUUUGCUGUGUCAUCGUUCAUCAGUAUAAGAAAAUCUGCAUGGACUCAAAGAGACUUGCAUUUUCUGAACACUUUAUGUCUCAGAGGAGAAAGGUGAUUUCUGGGUUCAGUUUAGGCGUUGGAGUUUCUAUCAUUUUUCUCACGCUUCUCUUGCUCAAUAACACUUCUCUCACGAUUCCCAAAGUUCAACUCUUUCUUCAAGGGUCUGAUUCAAAUUCUUCCUUUUCUUGGCAUUUUCCCUUCUCAACACCCCGUUCUUAUUCUUUCAAUGUGGCCAAUGCUUCUGUGAGUUCUCUGCAGAGGGUUGACGGAGUGAAUGUGUCAAGGGAGGGUUUGGAGAAGACCCUUUUGGGGAAUCUUAAUGGAACUCAUGAAAAUGCAAGCUUGCAUGCUGAGGAAGGACAUUGUUGUUCUUUGAAUCUUAGUACUGUGUCAGGGAAGGAUGAUUCCCACGUGCGGAAUUCCUCAUGCAUUGGUGGGGGUGGUGUGGUGGGAAUGUGUGAAGAGGGGUUAGUUAAGGAGAGUAAUAAUGUGAGGGUUAGUAUUGCUCCUCGUCAUGCUUCACAAAAAGAGGGAAUGGUGCAGGGUGGUUUCCGUGGGAACUGUGAUAUCUUUGAUGGGAAUUGGGUGAGAGAUGAUUCAAAGCCAUACUAUCCCUUGGGUUCUUGUCCCUACAUUGAUAGGGAUUUUGAUUGCCAUCUUAAUGGGAGGCCGGAUAGUGAAUAUGUGAAAUGGAAAUGGCAGCCAAAUGGGUGUGACAUUCCAAGUUUGAAUGCAACUGAUUUUCUGGAAAAGUUACGAGGACAGAGGCUAGUUUUUGUGGGGGAUUCACUGAACAGGAACAUGUGGGAGUCCAUGGUGUGUACCUUACGUCAAAGCAUCAGGGACAAGAAACAUGUUUUUGAAAUUUCAGGAAGAACUGAAUUUAAGAAGAAAGGUGUCUACGCUUUUAGAUUUGAGGAUUAUAAUUGUUCAGUAGAUUUUGUUAGUUCACCAUUCAUUGUUCAAGAGUCAACUUUCAAAGGCAUAAAUGGGUCUUCUGAGACAUUAAGAUUGGAUUUGAUGGACCAGACCACUACUACUUACCAUGAUGCUGACAUCAUAGUCUUCAAUACAGGCCAUUGGUGGACCCAUGAGAAAACAUCUAAGGGAGAAGACUAUUAUCAAGAAGGCAACCAUGUAUACCCCAGACUCAAAGUUCUGGAUGCAUAUACAAGGGCAUUGACCACUUGGGCUAGAUGGAUCGACAACAAUAUUGAUGCUAAUCGAACUCAGGUUUUCUUCAGAGGAUACUCAGUCACCCAUUUCAGGGGUGGGCAAUGGAAUUCAGGAGGACAGUGCCAAAAAGAAACCGAGCCAAUAUUUAAUAGAACACACUUACGCAAGUAUCCCUCAAAAAUGAGGGCUUUCGAACAUGUCAUCCCAAAGAUGAAAAUUCCAGUGAUUUAUAUGAACAUCAGUAGGCUUACAGAUUACAGAAAAGAUGGACACCCUUCUAUAUACCGAAUGGAAUACAAGACAGAAGCAGAAAGAACCUCUGCUGAACUACACCAAGAUUGCAGUCAUUGGUGUUUGCCUGGUGUACCUGAUACUUGGAAUGAACUACUAUAUGCUUCUCUCUUGAAAUAUGGCAAAGGAAAAUGGAAAAGCUGAGCAAAAACUCCUCGAAAUGGUUCCUUACCCAAUUUCUGGUUCUUUAUACACAU